This is a messenger RNA of Arabidopsis arenosa, 1305 nucleotides long. NCBI's taxonomy places the organism in Eukaryota, Viridiplantae, Streptophyta, Magnoliopsida, Brassicales, Brassicaceae. The record is from the annotation of a GenBank genome assembly.
ACUCUGCUCCUUGUGUUCUUCUUUUGCUGAAGGAAACACCAUGGAUGGUGAUCAAGAAAGAAAGAGGGUUUCUUCAAGACAUGAUGCACGUGGUUUUGCUAUUAUCAACGAGAGGAUCCCAGCCCCUGCUUGGACCGGUCAUGCCAGUUUUGUACUGCAGCUUCUGGACUUAGCUCUCCUAUUUACCUUAAGAAACACUAGUGAUGGAGCAGAAAUGGUGGGAGAUAGAGGAAAUGCUCCUCUAAUAGCCGUGUUCUUGGAUCAUUUAUUGGGAUACAAGGAGUAUGCUGCAACAAUGCAUAGGUCAGGGCGCAAAGAAAGCUUGACCAUUGGCGGAAUUCUGACACCAAUUCUGGUAGCUGCGAAUAUAGACGUGGGAACAGGAGACUCUUCCCCAACUUGGAUCGAUAUGGCGUACUUAAGGAAGAAGGGAUAUCUUGAUAAAACAGCUCCUGAAGGCGUGUUGCUCUAUGUGUUCAACCACCCUGAAGAAGGAACUUCUAGGCUGCUUCUACCAUGCACGAAUCACACCACGGUUAGGGCUGGUGAGAACAUCGAUUUCUGCCCACCAUCCUUCAUUCUCUACGAUUCACAAGUCGCCCCUGCCUCUCCACCGCCUCAAGCAAUGCACGAGGACGACCAGGAGCAAACCCAAGACGCUCCUGAUGAUUAUGCACCAGAGCGGUUCUUCUUCGAGGAAUACAAAGCUCCUAGGCAGACCAAAGGCGAGAGAGAAGCUCACAAGCGCAUAGGACUCCUGCAAGGAUUGGGAAAGUUUCAAGGGAAGGCAAUGCGAGGAUUGUCCAAGAAGGUAGACUCAUUGACCACCAUGGUGAAGAAGAUGGCGCUUCAGAUCACAGACCUCCAGAAGAAGUCCAAGCAUUCUCCAUCAUCAUCAGAAGAGAGAGGUACUUUGAGAAGAAGCGGUUCCUCAAGCAUGGCUCCAAGACACGCGGUAAAGGCUGAUCCUCCUAGAUAUUCAUCCUUUGAACCACGCCAGAGGGAAAGCGAAGAAGAGUCUGCACCACUCCCCAAGCGUUCGCAGAGGCAUCGCAGCAAGCGGAAGGUUCAGCGGCCAAGUCCAGAGGCAGACUCGACCAUGGAGCUCGAUGACACGUCGAGUCUGCACGUCGAGCCUGCUCCAGAGCCAACUAAUCCUCCCUACAUGCAAGACAACACCAAUGUCGAGCAGCCUCUUCCAAAGUCAAGCACAGCUCCUUCUUACACGCAGGAGAGCAUGGAUGAGUUCCUCGACACCUACUUCGGAUAAAACCAAAGUACCACUCAUCCCCCUAAACCAUUGUA